AUGGCCGCGACCAUCAAAGCAAUCAACGCGCGGAUCCGCUCCAACAAGGUUCUGGAUUACUUCUGCUCAACACAUUUCUGGGGUCCAGCUUCGAAUUUUGGCAUUCCUAUCGCCGCGGUGUUGGAUACACAGAAGGAUCCUGAAAUCAUCUCCGGCAAAUUCACCGCCGCAUUGACCGUUUACUCGGGCACAUUCAUGCGCUACGCCCUGGCCGUGACGCCCAAGAACUACCUCCUUUUCGCGUGCCAUUUCGUCAACUUCAACGCGCAGCUCACGCAGGGGUACCGGUGGUAUGAUUACUGGUAUGGCUCCGGCAAGGAGAAAUGGGCCAAGAUCCACGCGGAGCGGGCCAAGAAUGACCUCGAGGGCACGGUCGACAAUCUCGCGAGCCAGACAAAGGUGAAGGUCCAGGAUGCGGUGCAGGAGGUCAAGAAGACGGUGUCGUAG
Cladophialophora yegresii CBS 114405 is the source of this 447-nucleotide messenger RNA. RefSeq names its product small nuclear ribonucleoprotein B and B'. The record is from RefSeq and is a predicted model, not a curated record. The transcript has 4 exons. Bases 1 to 447 code for a protein of 148 amino acids. NCBI's taxonomy places the organism in Eukaryota, Fungi, Ascomycota, Eurotiomycetes, Chaetothyriales, Herpotrichiellaceae. Gene Ontology annotation, biological process: pyruvate import into mitochondria. Gene Ontology annotation, cellular component: mitochondrial inner membrane.